Messenger RNA from Coffea eugenioides, 2089 nucleotides. RefSeq names its product 65-kDa microtubule-associated protein 1-like. Gene Ontology annotation, biological process: cytokinesis by cell plate formation; microtubule cytoskeleton organization. NCBI's taxonomy places the organism in Eukaryota, Viridiplantae, Streptophyta, Magnoliopsida, Gentianales, Rubiaceae. Gene Ontology annotation, cellular component: cytoplasm; spindle. The record is from RefSeq and is a predicted model, not a curated record. Gene Ontology annotation, molecular function: microtubule binding.
CUGUCCUUUUGCCCUUUUUCUUCACUCCUCUGCUUCACUCUCACUGUCCUUGCCAAAAACACGCACAACACACACACACACACCAAAAAAUCGAACAAAGGUCCUCAGAUCUGAGCCCUAAAUCCAUCCAAAAUUCCAUCCUAGCAGUACGAUCGCUGUUGUUAAAGGAUGGCAGCAGUGGACGCCCAAUGUCCUCUUCUAGGAGAGACUACCUGUGGUUCUUUACUGCAGCAAUUGCAGCUAAUCUGGGAUGAGGUUGGUGAAACUGAUGAGGAGCGGGAUAAGAUGCUUCUUCAGUUGGAGCAAGAGUGCUUGGAUGUGUACAAGAGAAAGGUUGACCAGGCUGCAAAGUCCAGGGCACACCUUCUUCAGGCAUUAGCUGAUGCCAAAGUUGAACUCUCAAGUCUUUUAUCUGCACUAGGCGAGAAGAGUUUUGUUGGAAUUCCUGAGAAGACUACUGGAACAAUCAAGGAACAACUUGCUGCUAUAGCACCGGCAUUGGAGAAAUUGAUGAAACUGAAAGAAGAGAGGAUAAAAGAGUUUUCUGACGUGCAGUCACAAAUACAAAAAAUAUGUGGAGAGAUUGCUGGGACAACUGAGCAGGAAAGACCGUCCGUGGAUGAGUCUGAUUUAUCGCUCAAGAAGUUAGAUGAAUUCCAUGCUCAUCUACAAGAACUUCAGAAAGAAAAGAGUGAGAGAUUGCACAAGGUACUUGAAUUUGUCAGCACCGUGCACGAUCUUUGUGCUGUGCUUGGGAUGGAUUUCUUCAGUACUGUGACAGAAGUGCAUCCUAGCUUGAAUGAUUCUACUGGUGUCCAAUCUAAAAGCAUAAGCAAUGACACACUGUCAAGAUUGGCCAAGACUGUCCUAGCACUAAAGGAGGAUAAAAGACAGAGGCUGCAUAAGCUUCAAGAAUUAGCAACCCAGCUAACUGAUCUUUGGAAUUUGAUGGAUACCCCUGAAGAAGAACGGAGUUUAUUUGAUCAUGUUACUUGUAAUAUAUCAGCUUCAGUUGAUGAAGUUACCAUUCCUGGGGCCCUUGCGCUGGAUCUGAUUGAACAGGCUGAGGUGGAGGUUGAAAGGCUUGAUCAGCUAAAAGCUAGUAGAAUGAAGGAAAUUGCUUUCAAGAGGCAGGCUGAGCUUGAAGAGAUAUUUGCUCGUGCUCACAUAGAGAUUGAUUCGGAGGCUGCUCGAGACAAAAUUAUGGCUCUCAUUGAUUCUGGGAAUGUUGAGCCUGCAGAUUUACUGGCAGACAUGGAUAAUCAGAUUGCAAAGGCGAAAGACGAGGCUUUGAGCAGGAAAGAGAUAUUGGAUAAGGUUGAGAAGUGGAUGUCAGCUUGUGAAGAAGAGAGCUGGCUUGAGGACUAUAAUAGGGAUGAUAACAGGUACAAUGCAAGUCGUGGUGCACAUUUGAAUCUCAAGCGUGCUGAGAAGGCUCGGGUAUUAGUAAACAAAAUACCAGCUCUUGUUGACACCUUGGUUACCAAGACUCGAGCAUGGGAAGAAGAUCGUGGCAUAUCAUUCACGUAUGAUGGUGUUCCACUACUGGCGAUGCUAGAUGAAUAUGCAAUGCUCAGACAUGACAGAGAAGAAGAGAAAAGAAGGUUGAGGGAUCAAAAGAAAUUCCAUGAGCAGCUGAGCAAGGAACAAGAAGCAAUGUUUGGUACAACACCUAGCCCUGCUCGACAGGUUGGUGUGAAGAAGGUGGUGGGUCCACGGGCAAAUGGAGGUGCUAAUGGAACUGCAGGGAGACGACUGUCUCUUCCUGCCCAUCAAAAUGGUUCUAGGUCAAUUAACAAGGACGGGAAGAGAGAUAGCUCGAGGCCAAUUGCUCCUGUGAAUUAUGUUGCCAUAUCGAAAGAAGAUGCUGCAUCACAUAUUUCGGGCACCGAACCACUUCCAAGUACACCAUAGUAAACUGCCUCGAGAGAUCUGAUAUUUGUGGCAUUGUGUAUUUGUUGUUACUGGCUUUAGUUGCUGUAGUAUACAUCUUGGGACAAAAAGUGAUUUUGAUACUGUAGGGACUGAGAUAACUGUACCGUGUCAUACUCGUUGUAUCAAAUAGGGCUGUUCGAUUAAUGUUGCUCAA